CUCUCUCUCUCUCUCUCUCUCUCACACACACACACACACAUUUGUUACGAUGACUUCCUGUGGAGAGAUUGCUACAUCUUUAAAACGAAAGAAAGAAAGAAGGGGAAGAAAAAAAGGAGAGCUCUAUUACAUGUCAUUCACAUGUUUGUUUGUUUUAUUGAUAGAUCUUCCUUCUCUUUUACUUGUUUGCUGUUUCAUCAAUUUGUUUCUCAUGGCCCAUCAAUGCCUUUAUUUAUGCUUGUUUCCUUUUCAGAGUUCCUACUUGUGAUUUUGCUCCAUUCUGAUUUUGUUCUGUUGUUGUGGAAUGUAUUCUUAUUGUGGAAGCAUUAGAAGAAGACAAUCACAUUAUGGAUCUCAUAAAUUCAAUAAACACAUGUAAGAUUGAUGUUUAAAUCUUGCACGAAUUUGCACUUUCUCAGCUACUUCUUCCAUUUGUUGUAUUUAAAAAAAAUUAUUAGAAAAGCUAUUGAGAGCAAAAGAAGCCAUAUUCCUAGGAAUUAUGCUUUUUGCAUGGAGAAAAUUUAUCCAUUCCUGGGAGUCAUGCUCUUUUUUUUGCUGUUGAUAUGCCUUGUUUUAAUCCUUGAGUUUCUCAGUGGAUAGUGAUGUAGAUUUACAUUCUUUGGGUCAAAUUUUGGCAUCUUCAGCAAUUGUACUCUGACACUGUUUUGUUCUUUUAUUUCUCUGGUGGGUGGCUUCCUGUUACUUUUAGAAUGAUAUUCAGAUGAGUCAAGUGCAUUUGAUAUUUGCAUGCUCAGCAUUGAAAUUACAUUUACAGAUGGACUUGGUUCUUUGGUUGGUGCAUCUGUCUGGCAAGAAGCUCCAUCAGAUUCAGAUGAUGGUUUGAAUUCUUCAGAUUCUGAGGAUACAUUGGCAUCAUCAGAUGCCAAUUCCCAUAACAGUGUUCCAAACAGCCCUAUUGCGGAGAGUGAGGCUGUUGGGAGUAACAUAGAAGUUUCAGUUAGCAAAGAGGAUAAUCUAUCAACUACUGGAAAAGAGCAUGUAGCUGAGGCAGUCACUGAAUCAGAGAUAAAAGUGAACAAGGAAGCUCCAUUUAAAAAUGACAGAUUAUCCCAUAUUGCUCCUCCUGGUCUUGAUGAGUUUAAAAGUAAAGCAGUCACUGCAAAAGAGAAGCCCAUUUCAGCACAAGCAGGCAGUGUCAUUCACAGAGUGGAACCUGGCGGGAAGGAGUACAAUUAUGCUUCUGCUACUAAGGGUGCUAAGGUCUUAGCUUUUAAUAAGGAAGCAAAAGGUGCUUCCAGCAUCCUAGACAAAGAUAAGGACAGGUACCUCCGAAAUCCAUGCUCUGCUGAGGAGAAAUAUGUUGUUAUAGAGCUUUCAGAAGAAACUUUAGUAGAUACUAUCGAGAUAGCAAAUUUUGAGCACCACUCUUCUAACAUAAAAGAUUUUGAACUGCUGAGCAGUUUAGUUUAUCCAACAGACAACUGGAGCGAUCUUGGAAAUUUUACUGCUGCAAACAUGAAACAUGCCCAAAGGUUUACUCUUCCAGAGCCAAAGUGGGCAAGGUAUCUUAAACUCAAUUUGCUCAGCCAUUAUGGUUCAGAAUUCUACUGUACACUAAGUGUGGUGGAGGUUUAUGGGGUGGAUGCUGUUGAGAGGAUGCUGGAGGAUUUGAUCACCGUUGAGAAUAAACGAUUGGAACCUGAAGAACAUAAGGUUGAACAAAAACCACUGCAAGAACCAACUUAUACAGGUGAUACCUAUCAGAAGCCUGUUACAGAAACUGAUGAUGAAACAAAACCUGAAAAUCCAAAGACAAAACAUGACUCGUCAAAAAACAGUGUGCCCAAUCCAGUUGCAGAGACAAGGCCAACACAAGUAGGAAGGAUACCUGGAGAUGUUGUUCUCAAGGUACUAAUGCAGAAAGUCCAGUCUCUUGAUGUGAAUUUUUCUGUUUUGGAGCGGUAUCUGGAGGAGUUGAACAGCAGAUAUGGGCACAUAUUCAAAGACUUUGAUGAUGAUAUUACUGCAAAGGAUCUGCUUCUGGAGAAAAUAAAAUUAGAGAUGAAGAAUCUUCAAAAGACCAAUGAUAUUUUUGCCAGUAAUAUUGGAGAGCUGCUGUCAUGGAAAAUCCUCGUUUCCUUGCAAUUGGACCGGUUGGUCGAAGAUAAUACAAUACUCAGAUCGGAGAUUAAAAGGGUUCAAGACCAUCAGUUUGACGUGGAGAACAGGGGUCUUGCGGUGAUAUUUAUAAGUUUAGUCUUCGGGUGUUUAGCAGCUACAAGGCUGGUUAUCAGUAUUCUCAUGAUCUUCUGUAAAUUACAUAAUUCUGAAAAGUUUUGUAGCACAAACUCUGCUUGGCUCACGUUGCUGCUGAGCAGUGGCAUUGUAGCUUCCAUCCUGGUGUUAUGACACUUGUAUGCACUCAGUUUUCCUAUAUUUGCGGCAAAGAAUUGACAGAAUUAUGAGGUUUCCACA
Molecule: messenger RNA, 2436 nt
Organism: Elaeis guineensis (African oil palm)
Lineage: Eukaryota; Viridiplantae; Streptophyta; Magnoliopsida; Arecales; Arecaceae
Source: RefSeq, a predicted model, not a curated record